Messenger RNA from Pelobates fuscus (common spadefoot toad), 2614 nucleotides. RefSeq names its product lines homolog 1 (gene LINS1). Lineage: Eukaryota; Metazoa; Chordata; Amphibia; Anura; Pelobatidae. The transcript is spliced from 8 exons. The record is from RefSeq and is a predicted model, not a curated record. Bases 230 to 2317 code for a protein of 695 amino acids.
GUAGUCCAUAUGGAAUGAAUGGUGUAUGACAUGACAUGGCCUGGCCAGGGGACUGGGGGCUUUGGCAGACAUACUGUAAAUAUUUUAGGGGUUGCUUUGGAGAAACCUAGGAGAGACCAGCCAUCAUAUAACCCCUUAACCUGUAGAAGGUUUGCAGCUGCUGAGAAUGACCAAGCUAGUGGCUGCUGCUGAACUCAGGAAGAAGCCGUGCAGGUAGCUACAUGAGAAGAUGGAAGACCUCUUCCCAUUCUUGAGAAAGUUGUACAGGAUUGUUCUACAGACUGCCCCCCUACAUGAAGACCUUCAGAAAUGUGCCACUCUUCUGGUUCCACAGAUUCCAGAUGCAACAUUGGAAAGUCUUGUGUGCAAAAUAAAAGAUUCCUCUCCAUGGUGUCAACGAGAUGUCACAUUGCUCCAGCUGUCUCUUAUACAGAUGUUAGUCUUGAAGGCAGGGAACUCUGACACAGAGCCUGGAGUGAGAUGUCAGUAUACCCAUCUAGUGGAACUGCUGCAGCAAGCUGAUGUGGCAAGUGCAAUCAUUAAACUAUCUGAUACUCCUGAAAAGGUGCUCUCCUAUCUCUCAUCCAAGUGCCUUUCCUGUUUGGUGCUAUACCACCUGAAGUGCCAGAAUGAGGUGAAUAUUCCCUGGCUCCAGUUCUGCUUGAAAACUCUGAGGGAGUAUCCAGAAUGCCACACAGUACUUCCAUGUCUGAUGUCUAUGAUAGGUGUGUUUAAAGGUAUCCUUAAGGAUGAGAACUACCAACAAGCAGACAACCUGAUGAAACGCUUGGGACCUUUUCAUCCUUUGUUUGAAACAUUUUGCACAUCCGUCUUGUCAGUGAGACAAUGCCAGCCUCUAAUACUAGAGUCUCCCAGUAUCUAUUCCUGCCUCUUGGAUCUCCUGGAGAUCUUGACUGCUGUAAGGAUAGUGUUCAAACUGCCCUCUCCUCUUUGCCAGCAGGUGUUUUCUUUAUCUCUUCCUCAGGCCCUAUCUGUGGUGUCUUCUUCUCUUCCAUACUUUGUUAAGAAACAAGUUAUAUUGGUGCUAAAGAAAUGCCUUCUCCAUAAAGCUGGAGAGGACUUCCUUCUUUCUACACACCUUUCAUCACCGAUGUCAGAUCCCUUGUCAGAACAAGAUAUGACCAUCCUUGCAGAAGCACUGCUGAGCGCUGUGAGUGAAGGUUGGCUGCUACAAGUGCCUGUAACUGAUAAGCCCAGCAGCUUUGGAGGUGCUAUUGAGGCUACAAAGCCAAGCCCUGACCUGGUCAUCCUGGGAGCAGUGAGUCUUUCUGUGCUCAAAUCUUUGGAAGUCAAGGUUCAUACUACAUUUAGCAGCACUGAUACAGACAGUUUACAGACUAUAAUGGGCCAUUUGCUGGUUUUCCUUAAGCCACAUCUUGGGAGUAUUCACCUGACACAUCCCUGUGAAUGGGUAUCUCUCACGUUUAUAGAACAAGAUGAUGAUCUGCUAGAAGUGGCAAAGUGCUUAUUGAACAUGUACAUAUACUGCCAUAGCAAUUUGCUUCCUGUCACAAAAUGUCUUGAAGAUAAGAUUGGAAUCUGGGACAGUGCUUCACAUCAGAUGGGCUGCAACCCACACUGCAUCUUCUUGUUACUUCUUAAAAAUGUAGCGUUUGAUGAUUCUGUCCUCCUGGAUUUUCUCAUUUCCUCAGAGACCUGCUUUCUUGAAUACUUUGUUAGGUAUUUGAAGUUCCUUAGAGAAGACUGGCAUCAGUUCUGCCUUACUUGCAGCUUUUUUGAUAAGGCAACUCCCAACAUAGCAGCUAGCUUGAACAAUGACUAUGUAUCCGUGCAAUCAGAGGUGGUGGGAAAUUAUUCCAGCCAUGCAAAUGUGCAGUCAUCUAUACUGAAAACUACCAGUUCCCAGGUCUCAAUGUCUGCAGGGAAUGGUAUUCACUCAGCAACUUGUUCCUCCAUUGAGUGGGAUUACUACUCCUCCUUGAAUGCCCUUCAACGCCUAGUGGCAUAUGACAGCUCAGAAGGUUCUGACACUGAAAGUCUAGAGAAGGAGCAGGCUUCUCUCAGAGAGCAGGUCCAAGAUGAUGACAGGUCAGAUACAGAUAAACAGGAUAUGGGGUUGGAACCUAUGGCAACGUGCCCUGACAUUAAUCAUACACCGAUGGCUAUGGAUCACACACACCAGAUGCUGGGAACCAAAUAUAAAUUUGUUAGGUGCUUAGGGGAGCUGCAGGACGCCAUCCAUAGAAUGCAGCGAAAGCGGCUCUUCCCAUACAACCCAUCUGCAUUACUGAAACUCCUCACACAGAUCAGUGACUUGAACAGAGACGCAGACUGAUAAUAAUCACUCAUUGUAUAUCCAUUAUCACUGCAUUAUUUACAUCUGCUUUGUCACAAGCCAAUAGCGCUUAAUGAUGAAAAGUCUACCGUGCUUUAAAGAAUUUGCAUAAUGUUAUUAUUUUGUCGUUAAGAGCUGCAUUCAACACUAAAGAAUCAGACAUUUUAAGACAUACAAAGCAUGGCACCUGUACAAAUAUCUUCCGUACACUGUUCGAAGCUUUUGUGUAAUACCUGUGCAACUUCAUUCAAACCGCAAUAGAGGAUAUUUCGCACUAAUAAAGGAAUGCUGAUUAAA